UCGAUUCGUUCAACGUCCGAGGAUUAAUUUUGGGUUUGGAAGAGCAGACAUGAGUAUUCUCAGAUGGAAUUGCAGAGGGCUCGGUAAUACAGUAACAUUGCAGGUCUUGGCGGAUAUUGUUCAUCAACAAUCUGCAGUCGUGAUCUUUUUUAUGGAAAUGAAAUUGCGGAGAUCAAGAAUUGAGGAUUUGUUUCGUCCACUUGGCUUUCACAGGAGCUUUGUGCGAGAUAGUGAUGGGUGUGGUGGUGGUCUCGCUUUGGGAUGGAAGGAAUAUGUAUGUAUAGACAUAAUUAGCUCAUGUAAUCACUAUAUUGACGCUAAAAUCUGUUUGCAGACAGUUGGCCAGGAGUGGAGGAUGACUGACUUCUAUGGAUACCCAGAAAGCAGUCGGCGGCGAGAAGCUUGGGCACUACUUAGGAGUCUGGAAGGAAUCAAUCCACUUCCGUGGAUGGUGGUAGGCGAUUUUAACGAUAUCAUGUACACGGGUGAAAAGAAGGGGAGAGUACCUCCUGCUUUGUGGAGAAUUGUGGGUUUUCGGGAAGCUGUGAUGGACUGCGGAUUGAGAAAUUUCCCUUUUGAAGGCUACCAAUGGACUUGUGAGAGAGGCCGGGGCACGCAGGCUUGGGUCGAGGAAAAGCCCGACGGAGUGUUGGUUAAGGAUGACUGGCUGGAGAUGUUCGAGGCAGAAAGGGCGCGAUCAGUUGAAGCCCCUGCUAGUCACCAUCUUGCUCUAUGUGUCAAGGCUGUACAAGCUGAGGCAUGCUUUGGCAGAAAAUUUUUCAAAUUGGAAAACAACUGGAUCAAGGAAGAAGAAUGCAGGACGAUUGUGGAUAGAAGCUGGCGAACAAGAGAGGGAUUGGAAUUGUGUUCCAGAAUUGCUUUUUGCGGGAGGAAAUUGCAUCGGUGGGGCUGCAACAGAGUCUGAGGAUUCUGAGCCUAGAUUGAAGGCUGCAAGAGGAGAUUAGAAUGGCUGCGUAACAAAACUGAUGACCGGAGCUAUCUGGAAUUUGCGCAUGUCCGCGGUAAUUUGCUGGUGCUAUUGGAGAAAGAAAACACUUACUGGAGACAAAGGGCGAAAGAGUUCUGACUUCGGGAGGGAGAUGUUAAUUCUAAUUUUUUUCACAAUUCUGUUAAGCAGAGGAGAAGAAAAAACAAAAUGGUGGGAUUAAAUAAUGAUGACGACAAUUGGACAAUAGAUCGUGGAGCACUUGCAGCGAUGAUCCUGGACUACUUUUCUAAUCUAUUUGAGGAAGGGGAUCAACAUGCAGCAAAUUUUGAAGGAAGAUUUGGGGGUAUUACCCGAGAACAGAAUAGAAGAUUAAUGAGUCAGGUUAAUCCGGAGGAGGUUAAAGCAGCUAUUUUUUAUAUGCACCCGGAGAAAGCACCACUGCACCAGGACCGAACGAUAUGAAUCCGGUUUUUUUCAGGCUUAUUGGAACAUUGUAGGGUCUGAUAUAGUUAAACUUUGUCAUGGUAUUUUUGAAUCUGGGAAGUUGCUGAAAGAGCUAAAUAUUAUUAGUUUAGUUCUAAUUCCUAAAAAAGAGAAACCUGAAGGGAUGGGGGAUUGGAGGCCAAUUGCAUUAUGCAAUGUGGUGUAUAAAGCUACAAGGGGUUUUUGGAUGGUUUGGUUGGAGAAAAUCAGAGUGCGCUUAUACCUGAAAGAUCCAUAGUGGACAAUAUUAUGGUGACUUUUGAAACACAACACUUUAUAAAGCGUAAGAGUAAGGGGAAAGAGGGCUAUGUGGCUCUGAAGUUAGACAUGAGUAAGGCAUAUGACCGGGUGAGUUGGUCUUUUCUACGGUUCAUAAUGACUCGUGUAGGCUUUGAUAAACGGUGGGUGGACAUAGUUAUGGAGUGUGUUUCAACAAUGUCAUACUUUGUUCAGUUUGAUAGAGAACUAUUGUGACCCAUUGUUCUAGGUAGGCGAUUACAACAAGGAGACCCAUUAUCACCAUAUCUAUUUAUUUUAAUAGCUGAUGGGUUGAGUGUUUUGCUCCGUUUGGCAGAAAGUAGAGAACAUAUCCACAGGGCAGCGAUUUGUAGAGGUGCUCCUACAGUAUCUCACCUCCUGUUUGCGGAUGAUAGCUUCCUAUUUUUCAAGGCAAGGCUAAGGGAUUGUGAAAGUAUUCGGGCGAUGUUAAAUCAUUAUGAGUAGGUUUCAGGCCAAGUGGUUAAUUUUGCAAAAUCAAGCAUAUCGUUUAGUCCGAAUGUGGAGGAGCCUGUGCGAUUAAUGCUGCGCAAUUGUAUAGGCGUUGCUUAGGAGGGUGGUCAACCGAGGUACUUAGGGCUGCCAGCGCUAAUUGGGAAGAGUAAGAGGGCGAUUCUGGAGUAUUUACGGAAGAGGGUGGUUAGUCGUAUCAAAAGGUGGAAUAAUAACUUUUUAUUCAGAGCAGGAAGGGCAGUACUCUUAAAAACUGUCAUCCAAUCAAUACCCAUUAAUGUUAUGAAUGUUUUCCUUCUUCCUAAGGAAUUAUGUGAGGAAAUCAAGAGGUUGAUGAACGGUUUUUGGUGGAAUGGAACACAAUUGAAUCAGAAAGGUCUCAGGUGGAAAGCUUGGAGCGCGAUGUGCUACUCUAAAGAGGAAGGAAGACUGGUAGCAAAGCAAGCUUGGAGACUACUCGUGGAUUCUAAGAGUCUGGUUAGUCAGAUUUAUAAGGCAUAAUAUUUCCCGAAUUCAUCUUUUUUAGGAGCUGGGGUGGGAAAUAAUCCUUCAUAUAUAUGGAGGAGCAUUCUGGAGGCUCAAAAUGUUAUAUCAGGAAAUAUGAAAUGGCGGGUAGGUAAUGGCCGGGAGGUCCAAGUCUGGGGGAUGCUUAGUUUCCGGGACCUGGGGUGUGACGUAUUAAUUCUGCAAAACCGACACGUGUUAGAGAUUUGAAUGUUGCAACUUUGAUAGGUGAAGAUGGGAAGAGUUGGAAUGAGGGGAGAGUCAGGAGUUUAUUCACAACGGAGGAGAGCAGGAGAAUAUUGAACAUACCUAUUAGUGUGUUUGAUAAGGAGGAUAGUUUUUGGUGGAAUGGGGAGAAGGAUGGUCGGUUUUCAGUCAAAAGUUGUUAUAAAUUGUUGACGGGGCCCAUAAAUCAGACAAUGUGGAACGGAUGAAGUAAGAUGUGGAAAUUAAAUGUACCACCAAAAAUAAAGUACUAUUUCAGGAAAGUAUUGGAAGGAUGUCUUCCCACGGCAACAAAGAUGCGGAGUAGAGGAGUGGCAAUCCAGGUAGAGUGCAAGUUGUGCAAUGCGGGGGAGGAAACAAUAGAUCAUGUGCUUCACCUCUGUCCGGAAGCGCAAAAGGUUUGGGAUUUAGUUGGUGUUAAUACGAGCAGUUGAACUCCGAGUUUGGUAAGCUGGAUUGAGGAAUAUUUGGAAGGAAAAGAUGAUGACAAUUGAAGUAUUUUUUAAUAUAACUGUGGAGUCUGUGGAAACGGUGGAAUGAUCUAGUUUGGAAGAAUAUUAAGCAUGGGUGAGAGGUGUUCGAAGAUGUGCGGAAGCUACAUUACAAGGAUGGGGGGAGGCCCAAAUAAAGGGAGGAGAGCCAAGUCAGCCGGUACCAAAGGCAGAGGAAAAACGGAGGAGGCCAGAGCCGGGUUGGAUUAAAGUUAAUGUGGAUGUUGCAGUUAAUGACGGUGGAGGAAAGCGGGCGUGGGGAUGGAUAGGGAGAAAUCCCCAAGGAGAAGUACUAGGGGCUGACUCAUUAGAAGUGGAAGCAGAUUGGUCUCCGACAGAAACGAAAGCGAGAGGAAUACAGGAAGCAUUUAUUGGAGCACUUAGGAAGGGUUGGAGACAGGUGGAAUUGGAAUCAGUUGCACUUCAAGUAGUUCAGGUGGCUCAAGCAGAAGAAGAACAGACAUAAUUGGGUUUGGUUGUGGAUGACAUUAGGAAUUUGCUUAAAGAAAACGACAAAGGUCUUCAAAUCGGGUUGCUCAUGCUUUAGCUACCGUUUUAAGUAUAGAUCAUAGGAUUUUUCAAGAGUCUUUGCCUUUGAUUGUAAUGAGCCAAGUGGCUAAUGAUUUACUAAUUUAAUUGAAAGGCUAGUUUACUAUAAAA
Messenger RNA from Cuscuta europaea, 4041 nucleotides. The record is from the annotation of a GenBank genome assembly. Lineage: Eukaryota; Viridiplantae; Streptophyta; Magnoliopsida; Solanales; Convolvulaceae.